ACAAUUUAUAUUUUUUUUCAUUCUCACAAACCGGCAAAGGGCGAACCCUAACUUUCCAAUUUUCCUCCCAAUUCAAAGCUCGCAAUUCUCAAGCAUACAGACUCGAAACCUCUAAUUGAAGCAGAAACGCAAAGAAUCGAGGACAAAUUUCUUCAAACAGUGAUCGAAUUCUGCAAAAUCUCAAUCAAGGUUUAGUGAUAUUAAUAGCCAUCAUGAGAUUCAAGAAAGGGAAUAAAGUGGAGGUACUUAGCCAAAAGGAGGUGCCUUCAGUAGCAUGGCGUUGCGCUGAGAUUAUCUCAGGUAAUGGCCACACCUACAGUGUUAAGUAUGAUCGGUCUCCUGGUAAGGAUAGUCAAGCAGUUGUGGAGAGAGUUCCAAGGAAGGAUAUUAGGCCUUGCCCUCCACCUGUUCAAAGUGUGGAGAUUUUGGCAGUUGGUGAUGUUGCUGAGGUGUUCGAUGUUGGUUUCUGGAAAAUGGCUAAGGUGUUGAAGGUUUUGGAUGAAAAUUAUUACUUGACUAGGCUACUUGGAUCUUCUGAGGAGUUUAGAGUGCACAAACAUAGGAUCCGGGUGCGCCAAUUUUGGAAAGAUGACAAAUGGGUUGUGAUUGGAAAGGGUUCUGAUAAUCGUAUUAGCUCGCAAGUCCCACAAUUGAAUGCAAGAAUAAGGCUACCAGCUGUGAAUGAUUGUUUACCUCCUCAGGACAUCAUCAGUUAUCAGGAUUCCCAUAAUGUCUCAUCGAGAUCAUUGAAGAGAGCUUCUCCAUUUUGCUCGUUUUAUAUUGAUGGAUAUUCACGAAAGAGGAGAGCAAUUGAGAAGGGGUGUGAGCGCCAACACAUUUUUUCUGGGUCCCCAUCUUCCUUUCUCAAAAAGGUAGAUGCUGUUGCUUACCCGCGAGAAAAUCUGGGUGAAAAAUACGUGCAGGCUUCCUUUAUUAAUCGUACAACUGGAUGUUUUGAAAAGGAGAGGGAAGAGUUAAAUGGUGCUAUUUCUCUUUCUGUUGAAAGAAGUUCAGAACUUGAUGAUUGUGAUAGUGAUGCAUGCUCUGUGGGUAGUUGUAGUGUUAUUAGUAGCAAUUCAAAUAAGUUUUCCAGUCAUAAUUUAGCAGGUACUAGUCAAGAUUCAGAUACCCUUUCUAGUGAUGCAGAUUCUUUUUGUGGAGAUGCGCAAGAAAAUUUUUCCGUUCCUCUGGAAGAGGUGGCAAUGCAUGCUUCUGGAUCCUUAACUUGGGAACAAGAAGCGUUAUUGACAAAUCUCCGUAUUUCACUGCACAUUUCAAACGAUGAGCAUUUGAUUGAAGUUCACCAUGCUGCUGUCUUUUCAUCUGUUCUUAAUAAUGUCUCUUCACCAGUUUUUUCUCCAUUGUAAGAAGCAGAGGAUGUGGUGUUACAUUUUUUGAG
Prunus mume (Japanese apricot) is the source of this 1399-nucleotide messenger RNA. Lineage: Eukaryota; Viridiplantae; Streptophyta; Magnoliopsida; Rosales; Rosaceae. The record is from RefSeq and is a predicted model, not a curated record.